AUAGAAGUCGAGCAGUAUCGAAUCAGUAUAGCAAGUGGAUUAAACCCGCAACCAUGAAAUUCCUGAGCAUUCUACUGGCCCUGUGCCUUUUCUUGGCCCUCGCCAUAUCGCCAAUUCGCAGCGAAGACGUUGAAAAAGAAGGAAGAGCAUUCUGUCCCUGCCCCAGGAACUUUGACCCCGUUUGUGGCACCAACCGGCAGACCUACCCAAACCGAUGUGAAUUCGAUUGUGCCCGACGCAGUUUUGAACGCCAGGGACGCAGCAUGUCAGUAUUGAGAACCGGCACCUGUUGAUCUGUGGAUUCCCUUAACAUUGCCGUAAAACAAACCAAAGAAACAUCCAGAAAAUAUAAAAUCAAAUAAAAUAAGUGCCUUGUAUUAAUCAUCAACGUGAAAAAUAUAGAAAUAAACCAGCUUAUCAGCCAGAGCAUUUGGCACUGCAA
Drosophila suzukii is the source of this 442-nucleotide messenger RNA. Its product is annotated as trypsin inhibitor ClTI-1. Gene Ontology annotation, molecular function: protein binding. Lineage: Eukaryota; Metazoa; Arthropoda; Insecta; Diptera; Drosophilidae. The record is from RefSeq and is a predicted model, not a curated record.